AAAGUCUUCACUUUUAAGACAACUCUCGAAGAACUCAACCAAUUGUCACCACAAGAGGUCCACAGACUUGAAGAACUCGAGAGCGAACUCAAUGUCAUUAUCAAUGAAACACAACAUAAGAGGAAGUGGUCUCCAGAAGAGACAUCAUUUCGAGAGAAUCCAAGAGUCGGAUCAGAUGUCAACACACGUGUGGAUCACAUGACUGUCGCCACCACUGGUUGGCCGCCAAUUGAGAGACAAACACAUGAUAUGAAUGAAGAUAUCAAUGUAUCAGAUGAUGACAUAAAGCCUGUACUGACACCUGAAAGCGAUUGCAUUUCAUUGUCUGCAACUCAAGAGAUGUCGAGUAUUGACAAUACUGUAGACAAUGUGUCGAUUGUUAAGACAUCACUCGUAUUGAGUGGUAAUAGAGUUCCCGAACAGCAAAACAGAGGCAAUCGUUUGUGUCUCAAGUUUUCAAAGGAUUUUCUAAGAUUUAGACAGAUAGAGAUGUCGAGUAUUGACAAUACUGUAGACAAUGUGUCGAUUGUUAAGACAUCACUCGUAUUGAGUGGUAAUAGAGUUCCCGAACAGCAAAACAGAGGCAAUCGUUUGUGUCUCAAGUUUUCAAAGAAUUUUCUAAGAUUUAGACAAUUGUCGGCACAGAAGAGGAAGUGGUGUUCAGAUAAUGUGGAUUUGAAUGACGAGAGGAAUGAAGACAUAAAUGCCAUCACUUUGAAUGAAGAUAUGAUGUCUAGGGAUGAGUUGGCCGUCACUGACAGCCAUAACAAGACAUCACUUGCCAUACAAUCGACAACAUCUCACAAACCAUCGGUUGAUAACAACAAAGCCCUACGCGUAAAACGAGUGACCGUUGGAACAGCUUUGGUAUCACAACCGACGACAACAAUCGAAGAGACAAUUGUGUCAAACAGUGCUAUCAUUAAUCCAUUGGCUGUCAAUACUGUGAACACAUGUAAACAAUACCCAACACCUCAGCCGUACUCUACAAACCCUGUAACUGCUGAGAAGACAACUCUGGGGUUAAAAAAGUUUUGUGAACAGAAGUUUGUUUGCACUCACGAGGGCUGUGGCCGUGAAUUCCUGAGGCCUCGCGAUCGGCUCUUUCACAUUAAAUACAUGCACUCAUUCGCAGCCGAAGACAAAUCUAUAUUAAAGCAGUUCCAGUGUCCGCACGACGACUGCGAUCGGGUUUUCAAAUAUGAAGGUUUGUUACAGAGACACGUGGAUGACGGGCACUCGACCCGUGAGUAUCGGUGCGAUUGGCCCGACUGUCAGUUCUGGACACAUACAGAAUGUUUGCUCGACAAUCAUCGACUCGUUCACAGCGAAGAUAAGCCGUUUGAGUGCCAGUGGCCGGGAUGUGACUACAGGGCAAAGACUAAGUACGCAAUGACUUUUCAUGUCAAACAUAAACACCUCUCCGAUCCGUUGGCCUGCGAUUGGUCCGAAUGUGGCCGAAGUUUUGCGUUCAAAACUCAAUUGAUAAAACAUAUGUCUGUUCACAAGGGAUUGGUUCCAUCGGUAUCACAAUCACUCGAUAAACCCUUUGUAUGCGCUCACGAAGAAUGCGGCCAACGGUUCGCCACCAAAAUCCAAUUCAAUCGUCACGUGACAGCCGCGCACCCGACGGACCGGCCGUUUGCCUGCGAUUUCCAAAACUGUGGCAAACGUUUCAAAACUAGAAAUGCAUUAAUUAUACAUAAAAAGGUCGUUCACUUGACUGUCGGCCAGCAGUUCCGGUGCCCGAAGCCGGGCUGUGGCCGAGCCUUCAAAACUAAUUUGAUUUUGCGCGGACACUUGAAUGGCGUGCACUCGACCCGUGAGUAUCGGUGCGAUUGGCCCGACUGUCAGUACCGGACACAUACACAGCCAUUGUUAGACAUGCAUCGACUCAUUCACAGUGAGGACAAGCCGUACGCGUGUGAUUGGCCCGCGUGUCAGUACACUGGCCGUAGUUAUGCUCAGUUAAAUGCCCAUAAAAAGACUCACGAAGACAAUAGACCGCUGGCCUGUGAUUGGCCCGAAUGUGGCCUACAUUUUAAGACUACACUCCGUUUAAAGGAACACAUGAUUGUUCACAAAGGAUUGGUUCCACCCGUCAAUCAAUCGGCCGACACAUCCUAUGUAUGCGCUCACGAAGACUGCGGCCAACGUUUCGCCACCAAAAUCCAAUUCAAUCGUCACGUGACAGCCGCGCACCCGACAGACCGGCCAUUUACGUGCGAUUAUGAAAACUGUGGCAAACGUUUCAAAACUAGAAAGACAUUAAUGAAUCACAAAAGGGAAGUCCACUUGACUGUCGGCCAGCAGUUCCGGUGCCCGGAGUCGGGCUGUGGCCAAGCCUUCAAAACUAAAUUGAUCUUAAGAGCACACUUGAAGAACUCGCACUCGACCCGUGAGUAUCGGUGCGAUUGGCUCGACUGUCAGUACCGGACACAUACACAGCCAUUGUUAGACAUGCAUCGACUCAUUCACAGUGAGGACAAGCCAUACGCGUGUGAUUGGCCCGGAUGUGAGCAGAGGACCCGCACUUAUGGUCAGAUAAAUGCCCAUAAAAAGAGUCAUUCAGACAAUGGACUGCUGCUGGCCUGUGAUUGGCCCGGAUGUGAGUACACGGCCCGCACUAAGAGCCAAAUAAAGAUUCAUCAAGUGAUCCAUAGCGACGACAUGCCCUACGUCUGUGAUUGGCCGCAAUGCGAGUAUAGGGGCCGCAGUAAGCGUCGACUUAAUGCACACAAGAAGAUCCACGAUGAUAAUAAACCCGUGGCCUGUGAUUGGCCCGCGUGUGAGUACAGGUGCCGUACAGUUGAUGCUAUGAAAUCGCAUCGACUGAUCCAUACGGAUGAGCGGCCGCACGCCUGUGAUUGGCCCGAUUGUGGCAAACGGUUUAAGUCAAAAAACAUGCUCAGAGACCAUGUGGUGGUCCACACGGGCCCAGACAUGCGGUGCGAUGUGAAGGGCUGUGAGUUUAAGACCAGACAUAGAAAAGUCUUCACUUUUAAGACAACUCUCGAAGAACUCAACCAAUUGUCACCACAAGAGGUCCACAGACUUGAAGAACUCGAGAGCGAACUCAAUGUCAUUAUCAAUGAUAAACAACACAAGAGGAAGUGGUGUCCAGAAGACACACCAUUGAGAGAUAAUCCAAGACUCGGAUCAGAUGUCACUACACGUGGAGUUGACGUGACUGUCAACAGCACCGGUCGUCCGAUAAAAUAUGAAACACAAACGUGUGAUACAAAUGAAGAGAUUGUUAGACCAUAUGAUGCAUCAGUCGAUGACAUCAACCUUUCAGACAACGAACAAAACAAUUCAAUUGUGAUGUCCUGUGAAAGCGAUACCAAACCAUUGAUUACUCAUCACCUCAUGUCUGGAACCGACAGCACAUGUAAUACUAUUUGCGAUCAACCCUUUGAGUCUAACAAAGAUCUCGGGCCACACGUGCGGACACACGCGACGGACGAUCACAUCCAGACACUGAUUGCCACAAAAUCUAAGUUUCGGUUCAAAUGUUUGGCCGAAGAAUGCCGUAAGAGAUUCAUAGUUAAGACAUCACUCAUUGAACACAUGCUAAACAGUCAUCGAAUAGAAGACACGUAUGAAUGCAAAGAUUGCGAUGCCGUGUGUCUGACCACCGAUGAGAUCAUUAGACACCGACAACGAGAGCAUGUGAUGAAGACAUUUGUGUGCACUCGUGAGUCCUGUGGCGAGAGUUUUAGCGGACAAACGGCUCUUUGGCAACACAUUCAAGACAUUCACACAACGAAUGAUAGACAAAGUGUUGAGAUGGCAGACAAUUGCGACAAUGAAUACUCGGAUUACGACGGAUCUGAUGGUGUGAUCGCAGAAUCAGAUGAUUGCGAACACAAUGACGAAUAUACGGCUGUAAGCGGUGGCCAAUCGCGUGACUUUAAAUGCGAUUACAACGGGUGUAAUAUGACGUUCAAAAGGAGCCCAGAUUUGCUAAGACAUCGGUUCACACACUCGACGGACAAACCGCACAAAUGUCCGGCCGAUGGCUGCGGCUAUCAAUGCAUACGUCGGUGCGAAUUGCGGAUCCAUUUGAAACGGAAACACAGAAACGACAAAAGUUUGAACCAAAUACUCGGAUCAGAUGUCACGACAAGUGAUCAUCGCGUGACUGACACCAGUGGCGGAAGAUCUGAGAGAUCAGUUGACAAACGAUUCAAAUGCACAGUUAAUGGAUGUCAUUAUUCGGGUAAUAGUUUUCAUGAGCGGAACAGACACACGAUUACUACUCAUAAAUCAAAGAACCGGAUCCGUUCGGGUGAUGGUUCUAAGCGUAAAAACGGAAAAAGCUUUAAAUGCGAUUACAAUGGAUGUCAUAAAAGUUUUAAAGAAGGCAGACAUCUCGAAAGGCAUCGGUGGACACACUCGGCGGUCAAACCAUUUAAAUGCACAGUCAAUGGGUGUAUGUAUUCAACUAUUAAUGAAUCUCAAUUAGAGGGCCAUAUUAACAAACACCGGGGUAUUAGGCCUUUUGUAUGCACUCGUGAGGGCUGUGGUAAAGGGUAUUAUAUCAAGCGGUGUUUAAUAAGGCACACGCGUAUCAUUCAUGAAUCAUGA
This is a messenger RNA of Medioppia subpectinata, 4590 nucleotides long. NCBI's taxonomy places the organism in Eukaryota, Metazoa, Arthropoda, Arachnida, Sarcoptiformes, Oppiidae. The record is from the annotation of a GenBank genome assembly.